AUGGAUCACUCAAGAUACGACUUGCUACCAUUAUAUUUUUCAGACUUCCUCAAUCGUCCAGUUAUUUUAACAAAUAAUUCAAAAUGUAUAAAUUUCAGCAAAAGAAAAUGCAAAUUCAGCACCACAAAAGAUUACUUUACCAUGGUAUACCUUUUAGUUAAAACUAUAUAG
Messenger RNA from Dictyostelium purpureum, 171 nucleotides. RefSeq lists its product as uncharacterized. NCBI's taxonomy places the organism in Eukaryota, Evosea, Eumycetozoa, Dictyosteliales, Dictyosteliaceae. The transcript has a single exon. The record is from RefSeq and is a predicted model, not a curated record. Bases 1 to 171 code for a protein of 56 amino acids.